AUGGAUGAAUACAAAUUAACCUACGUGUCAGAAUUGAAUGCCUUCCACCCCUCCUUCCGCUAUGAAAGCCGCGACCCAAGAGAAGACUGGAAAACCUCCGCUCUCCGGGGCCCAGGAUUACCAGUUCUUGGAAACGCAGUUGCCGGUGCGGUCGGCUCAGCCAUAUCCAACGUCAUCGUUUACCCACUCAACGUGAUCGUUGCCCGUCUCCAGACUCAAGCGAAGAAGGACAAGUCAGAAGCAGGCUCCGACGAUGAACCAGAGUAUACAGAUAUUCUCGACGCCGCCCGUAAGAUUUACGAGCAGCAAGGUCUGGCUGGGUUCUAUCCCGGUCUGGCACAGGAUACUUGGAAGUCGGUCGCAGACUCGUUCCUGUUCUUCCUUGCAUACAACACCAUCCGACAACGGAGGAUCAUUGCCCGUGUCGGGCCUGCUAAAGCGGCGAAGAGUAAGAAUAUCGUUCUACCUAUCUGGGAUGAACUCGCGGUUGGUAUGGUUGCAGGCGCGUUCUCGAAGCUGUUCACCACACCUUUGUCGAAUAUCGUCACUCGAAAACAGAUUGCAGCGCGAAAAACCGGGAAGGGAGAAAAGGAACCAUCAACAGCCGAUAUUGCAGCUCAGAUUCGCGCUGAGAAGGGUAUCGGUGGCUUCUGGUCUGGGUACUCGGCAUCUCUGGUGCUCACCCUCAAUCCAUCGAUCACCUUCUUCCUCAAUGAAGUGCUGAAAUACGCACUUCUCCCGCGUGCGAAGCGCGAGCGACCUUCGGCUGCAGUGACGUUCUUAUUGGCAGCUUUGAGUAAAUCGACCGCUUCCUCGAUCACAUACCCGUUCUCGCUGGCCAAGACCAGGGCACAGGCACUCAGCAACGCCCAGAAAGCGACAUCGCAGAGCACGGGCUCAAAUGCAGUUUUGGCCGCACUGACACCAAAGAUCUUCUCCAAUGUCGUGACAAUCUACCAGACAGAGGGUAUAUCUGCCCUGUACGCUGGUCUACCCGGAGAAGUAUUGAAGGGAUUCUUCUCCCAUGGAUUCACAAUGCUAGCCAAGGAUGCCGUGUACGCCUCCAUCGUCAAAUUCUACUACAUUCUCCUCAUCAUUGCGCGCCGGUAUCCCUCCCCCGAGGAGCUACUAUCGCGCGCCCGCGAACAAGCCGAAGAGUAUAGCGAGAUUGCACGCGAGGGAGCCCGCGAUUUAGCUGAGCGGACGCGCGAAGGCGCUGAGGCCCUGAAGAACCACUCUGGCGGUGUUGCUGUGGAUAUGACUUCCAAUGCCGCUGCGGCUGCGACUGCGGCUGCUGCAAAGGUUGGAAGUGUAGCGCACGGGGUCGAUGCUUCUUCUGGCUUUAAGGUCCCCCAUGUUUCGGAUGAGAUUAACGAGACUGCUGAGUUGGUGGGGGAUUAUGUUGAGGAUGAGGCCGCGGAGUGGAAGACGUUUUAUCACUGGUUUUGGGAUAAGGAUCGGGGGAUGAAGGGUUGA
Penicillium subrubescens is the source of this 1476-nucleotide messenger RNA. Its product is annotated as putative mitochondrial carrier protein. The coding region runs from base 1 to 1476 and encodes 491 amino acids. The transcript is spliced from 2 exons. NCBI's taxonomy places the organism in Eukaryota, Fungi, Ascomycota, Eurotiomycetes, Eurotiales, Aspergillaceae. The record is from RefSeq and is a predicted model, not a curated record.